AUGAACGACGCUUCCGAAGAGUCUGUUGCUGAGACACGAAUACGCGACCGUCAGACCGGCUCUGCUCGCGACGUUUUCAACCCGCCACUGUUCGAUGUCACCAUGGGAGACUCGGAGCUUCUUGCGGAUUCGUAUACGCAGCAGCUCCUGUUCGGGAUGAACGGCCCAGAAUACAACUUCCUAUGGGGCGACGCGCAGUUGCAGAGUCCGUUCCUGUCAUCCAACCUGUUCAACACUGUUUCACUCCCCGUUACGAACACGCCGCUAACAGACUAUACGACAUCGUCCAACGCACAUGGAAACGACGUAGCAUCGUCUUCCUCCUUGGCCUGGGGGCCCCAAGAGCCCUCGCCUUUUGAGCACCAGCCACCAGAGCCCCCGUUGACGGAAUCUCAGUCCGCUUUCGCCACUAGACUGCCCUCGAUGGAACCAGAGAAGCCGGAGCUGAUACCUGCAAUGGCCGCGCUCGAUGACGAGAACCCAUCGAACCCCCAAGUUCAACUGGUGAGACGGACCGAGACCGUUCGUCCCUGGAAGAUAUCCCCGGCCGACUACAGCCAGAUCCUUCGAGACUCCGCCACGCUUCGGGAUGGCCUUCCGGGCCCAUUCUCCCUUCCGUCGAAGCACAUGCUCUCGCGUUUCCUGGAAGGCUACUUCCGCGGCUUCCACGUCCACCUGCCACUGCUGCAUUGCGUGACCUUCUCCGCCGCGCGCGUCGGCCUUGAGCUCCUGCUCUCCAUGGCUGCCGUUGGCGCCCUCUAUCGCUACGAGCAUGCUCAGGGGUACAGACUCUACGGAGCGGCACGGUCCUUGAUUACCUGGCGUCUCGCGCGGAGGGACACGCUAGUCCUUCAGCGGCUGAUGAACGGCGAAGCAACGUACGUUGGGCACACCCGUUUCCAGAACAGGUCUGCAGAUAUCGACAACACGGCCCUGGGCGAUGAGGUUGCCGGAGAUUCAGGGGAUAGAGAUAAAGUGGAUCUCCGGACCUUACAAGCCAUGGUGGUACUGACGGCGAUGGCUUCGUGGGGCCACCGUGAUCUCACGCGGGACGCUCUGGCAAUGUCAAGCCAAGUCGCCAUGCUCGCCCGUGACUUGGGAAUAUCCAAACCCGAAGAGCACUCACCUCCAGGCACACCGUGGAAAGAAUGGGUUCAGCAGGAAGAGCGCCGUCGCACCCUCUUUGUGGCGUACAGCCUUCUGAACCUACAAUCCGUGGCCUUCGACACGGCGCCACUGAUCCUGAACCGCGAGGUUGCCAUCAGACUGCCCGGCUGCGCGUCGACGUGGGACUCGCUCAACCCGACCGACUGGUCCACGCUGCGAGACAAAUGCUUGCCGCCGCAGCCGUUUCGGAAGAAGCUGCAGCAGUUGCUAUCGGGAGAGCAAAUCCAUCUUGAGGCGGCGAUCUCGUCUUUCGCGAACCAUGUGCUCAUUCACGGCCUGGUUCAGCACAUUUUUCUCGCUCGCAACAGCUCCGCGAACCGAGAUGCUUUGGGCGGCGAGUUCAUCAGCAAGAUGGAAUCUUCACUGCGUGCCUGGCAGGAAUCCUGGGAGGCGACUUAUGAAUCCACGACAGACCCCUCGUCUCCUAAGGGGCCCAUGGGAUUCAACGCGACCGCCAUGCUGCGGCUGGCCUAUAUCCGGCUGAACGCCGACCUCGGUCCCGCUUGUCGGCUCCUUGACCUUGAUUCCAGGGACGUAGCCGCGGCCUUCUUCGCGGCGAAGCACACAAUCGGCGUCAAGGACAGAUCCCCUCAACUGGACAGGGCCGUGCUGCAGUGUGCUCACGCGCUGAGCAUUCCAGUCCGUGUCGGCGUCGCCUUCGUGGCGCGUACGCAGCCCCUGACCUGGAGCAUACAACAUGCCUUGUGCAACCUGGAGUGCGCAUUUUUUCUGGCGCGGUGGCUUCUGCUCGUCUCCGAGUUCGUCAAAGGCUCCGGAUUCGAUUCUCUACGGGAAGACGAGCGGAGGCUGGUCAACAUGGUUGCGAGCCUGGUGCAAGAAACGGAGUUUGCGGACUCUUUGGACGGAGUCCGGAGCCAUGCGCUUCUAAUCAGCGGUCUGGCUGUUUCGACCACUCGGCUCUGGGCCCAGACGUUCAAGGGUUCCCACGUGUUUGACAUCGUUCGGCUCGUCGGGGACGGCUUGGCAAUAUUGGCCGAAACACUGGAGAGUGAAGCAUCGGUCGAGGAUCCGAGCCGAGUCGCGCUACCUCAACCAUGA
Messenger RNA from Colletotrichum spaethianum, 2226 nucleotides. RefSeq lists its product as uncharacterized. Gene Ontology annotation, molecular function: RNA polymerase II cis-regulatory region sequence-specific DNA binding; zinc ion binding; DNA-binding transcription factor activity, RNA polymerase II-specific. Bases 1 to 2226 code for a protein of 741 amino acids. The record is from RefSeq and is a predicted model, not a curated record. NCBI's taxonomy places the organism in Eukaryota, Fungi, Ascomycota, Sordariomycetes, Glomerellales, Glomerellaceae. The transcript has a single exon. Gene Ontology annotation, biological process: regulation of transcription by RNA polymerase II; DNA-templated transcription. Gene Ontology annotation, cellular component: chromatin.